ACCUCAGCCUCCCGUGUGCGGCUGCGCCGGCGGCCAUUUUGCGUUCGGGCAGGGUAGGGCGGGCGGUGGCUACAGCCGGCGGCCAUUUUGGAUGAGGUCGUGCGUGAGGGCAGCGGAGCCGUUAGAAAUCGGUGGAACAGCUGCCCACUUCACCCCACAUGUGGUAACGACACCCAAAUAUAUGCAGUGUGUGAACAGUUUGCUGCUGCUGUGUUAGUAGCAGUUUUCAGUUCCUCAUUCCCACUGUGUUCCAAAUUCCCUCACCACAGGAAGCUACUUCUUAGCUAAGGACCAGUUUACACUGACCUGUCAUGGCAUCCAACAAGUUUGUCAUUAAGUGUGGGAACUUUGCUGUUUUGGUGGAUGUUCAUAUUUUGCCUCAAGGCUCCAGUAAAGACACCAGCUGGUUUUCAGAUCAUGAGAAAGAGAACGUCUGCAUGCUGCUAGAGGAGGUGGUUUCUUCAAGGGUCAAACAGUACUUGGAGGCACCUAAAGGACGUGGUCAGUGGAAGUCAACGGAACGUGCACCAUCUGGUCCUCUGUUUCUUACAGACCUGCGUGUGUUUCCAGACAAAUUUAUAGUGUGUGUCAGUAAACUUGACUCUAAUCCAAGUGAUUGGACAUGUGACAAUGAUGUAUUGAAAGAAGAACUUUCCAAUGGGACGUCUGAAUAUUUUACUGAAUCUGCUGAGAACAAGAAGGUGGAGAUUAGUCUGAAUGAACAAAUAAAGCUGGGCAUCUUGAAAGAAAUCGUGAAAAGGACAAACCUAAAGAAAAGUAACACAAGCAAACCUCAGAUCAGCAAGGACUCCAAGGUGUCCCUUGGCUCAGUGGACUCGCAGACGGGGAACAGAAAGACUGACCGUCAGACUUCUCUCAGCCCUCAAUCUAAAGUGACGGGUAGGAGGAGUCCAGGACUGCUAAAGGACUGCACAAAUACAAUUGAGAGCAACUUCGAGCUUCCUGUUUUAGAGCUGGAAAAUUAUAUUAAUCAGAGACAGACAGAUGGUGUUAGCAGCCAGCAAAAACCUCACUCUGUGGAGUGGUUCGAGUUGAGUCUUCUGAGCGAGAACCCUCCUUGUAGCUCUGAGUCAGCACUGCUAGGUCCAAAGGAAAGUCAAAAAGUGACCAAAACACAGGCUCAACAAAAGACCUGUGCUCCAGAAGAAAAGCUGGAGCAUUUUGGAAAAGUAUCCUCUGAAGGGACUCCUUUAAUUCCUAGCAAUACAGGGAUGAGUAAGCGUGAUGAUGGUUGUUUAGGUCCAUUCUUGGAGGAGGAGACCCCACUUAAUUCUGGGUUGUUUUCUAAGCGAGACAUGACAAAGGCUGCAUCUGAUGAGGAGUCACUGAGGAAAAACCUCUCCCAGCCUCUUUCUGUGAGGAGCAGUAUAGCACAGACAAGCCAAAAUGAGCCAACCUCAACCCCUGAAGAUGUGAUGCCACCAUCAUGUAUAGAGCUGCAGCCUGUGCCCUCAGAGAAGCUUAGCCAGAAAAGGAAAAAAGAAGUUGAAAAUGGUCUCAGGAAGUUAAAACUCCGAAGGCUUAAAAAGUCAUAAAGUCUGAAAUACUACCUUGACAGCGUGGGUGGACAGCCAAGCUUGUGUUUGGAAAGGAUAUGCAAAAUGUAGGAAGCAAUUCAAAACAAAAAUAAUCAAAAUACGCAGUAAAAAUGAGAUAAAACUGUUAAAGAAAAUUUAGGUAACUGAGUAUCUUAGUCUUAAUUCUAAUGAAGGUAAUUCUUUAGGGAUUAGACAUUAAUAUUGUACGAAUGAGGGUAGUAUUUAUAGAAAGAAAAAUCUCUUACACAGUAAUAUUUACGAAGCAAAAUUUUAGAUGUGUGUAUGUUUCAGUACUGUUAAAAAGUCGUAUCAGCUGAUGACAGCCAAAGUUAAAUCCACUUUUGUGAUCUGUUAGCAGCUGCAGUGAUUCAGUGUUUUGCUUGUUUCAGGACACUGUUUUAGUAAAAAUUAAUUCUUCCUUUCUCUCUGCAUUAGGUUGAUGUUUAUUCACAUGAUCUUUACAAGUAAGACAAACUGAGCUCAUUUCAGAUAAAACUUUAACCAGGAUUGAAUGUUGCUAGUACUUUUCAGCAGGGUUUCAAAAUAACGACAGUUUCUGCUUGUGCAGUUUUGAUGUGAAUGUUUAUUCCUAGCCCAGGCUGUGGAUACAACUGAUCGUGCAUUCAGCCUUUGGAGAAACGAAUGUUGUUUUAUAUAUGCAGUCACAUGGAUGUGCAGACCUUGCUGUUGGGAAGAGGUCUUUAUAUGUAAACUUGUUACUGUAAGAUAGAGGUAAUUUUUAAUUGCACAGUGUUUUUUCAUACUGCUUUUGUAACAUAUAUGUGAAUUACCUAAGGAAAUGUAACUUUUCAUUUUAUGCUUAUCUUUUUAUAAUUUAGAAUAAAAUUAUAAGCAAUUUUAUCAUUCUCUUCAAAUCAUUGUGACCACAGAUACUUUACGUGAAGCAAUUUUGGACAAUCCUACUGACAUAUCCUCAUUUAGUUUCAGAAGGAUAU
Molecule: messenger RNA, 2515 nt
Organism: Neopsephotus bourkii (Bourke's parrot)
Lineage: Eukaryota; Metazoa; Chordata; Aves; Psittaciformes; Psittacidae
Gene: SLX4IP
Product: SLX4 interacting protein
Exons: 8
Coding region: 312-1556 (414 amino acids)
Source: RefSeq, a predicted model, not a curated record